This is a messenger RNA of Prorocentrum cordatum, 1420 nucleotides long. The record is from the annotation of a GenBank genome assembly. NCBI's taxonomy places the organism in Eukaryota, Dinophyceae, Prorocentrales, Prorocentraceae.
AGCCCAGCCGACGGGGGCGCGCCGCGCAGGCCCCCCGGGGCGCGGGGCCAUCGGGGACCAUGGCUCCCGGGCCCGAGGGCCUCCCGCCCAUCGGCGAGACCUCGCUGCCGCCGGGCGUGACGCAGGAGGCGUGGGAGAAGAGCUUCAAGGCGUCCCUGCAAGGGCAGGCCGUUGCCUUCCCGGACACGCAGGCCGCACCCGGGCCACGAGCGCGGCCGGCGGGGCUGGCCGCGACGGCCACGGCGGAGGCUGAGGCGCCCGCCGCCGCCGGCGAGGAACCCGCGGCCGCGCCCGGCCAGCCGAGCGCCGGGGGCGGCACUGCCAAGGCCGCGCCGGGGCCGCCGCGGCGCGUUGCCGAUGAUCGCGGUGGCGGUGGCCUCCCCCUCUUCCUUUUCCUCCUCGUCCUCCUCCUCCUCCUCCUCCUCCUCCUCUUCAUCAUCCCCACCUGCCGACGGACCUGAAGGAAUUACAGAGGGCGGUGCGCUGGUUGCGCGUCUGCCUGUUUACGGGGCCCGCGACGUGGGCCGAGGCUUGCGGAAGAAGGCUCGGGCACGUUUCAAGGCACACGGAUUACGCGAGAUUGAUCAUGCCCGCUCUCUUCAGCAUGCUCAGCCGUACGAACGAGAUUGGGCGCAUGCUUGGUACUCACGUAAAAGGUAUCUUCUGGUCAGCAGAUGAGGAGAGUCAUAAUAUCUUCGAUGUGGUGUUUGCAGAGGUCGACAUCCGAGAGGUCAAGUCUGGCAAUUCUAGACGCUUCGCGUAACCCCACCAGGUCCGUAGCCUUGGCUCAAGCUUGGCUCGAGCGAUCUUGACCUAAGGUAUUUACAGUGCGGCUCAAGCCGCGGUGCCGUGUCUUCUCGGAUGCUGGGCAUCGGCCGAGGGUCUCGAGAAGCCGUUAUUUCCCUCGAAGCGUCGAUCGAGAACUGCGGUCGGACAAAACAAUGGAGCGUAGCACUGCGGUUGCUCCGCGAAGGACUUCGAUUAGGUGUGCAACUUGUCCCAGGCCGCUACAUUGCGAUUGCCAGCGCAUGCAGAAAAGGCGGGCAAUGGCAACACGCGCUUUCAGUGCUCAGUGACAUGUGGAAGGCGAAGCUGGAGCCCAACGUCAUCAGCUACAGCGUUGGGAUCAGCGCGUGCGAGAAGGGCGGGCAGUGGCAGCCAGCGCUGGCACUGCUGAGCGAGAUGCAGGAGGCGAAGCUGGAGCCCGACGUCAUCAGCUACAACGUUGGGAUCAGCGCCUGCGAGAAGGGCCAGCAGUGGCAGCGGGCGCUUGCGCUGCUGAGCGAGAUGUGGGAGGCGAAGCUGGAGCCCAACGUCAUCAGCUACAGCGCUGGGAUCAGCGCGUGCGAGAAGGGCGAGCAGUGGCAGCGGGCGCUUGCGCUGCUGAGCGAGAUGUGGGAGGCGAAGCUGGAGCCCGACG